Molecule: messenger RNA, 3968 nt
Organism: Salvelinus fontinalis (brook trout)
Lineage: Eukaryota; Metazoa; Chordata; Actinopteri; Salmoniformes; Salmonidae
Product: opioid growth factor receptor-like protein 1
Exons: 7
Coding region: 401-2098 (565 amino acids)
Cellular component (GO): membrane
Molecular function (GO): opioid growth factor receptor activity
Source: RefSeq, a predicted model, not a curated record
ACAUAAAAGGCUUCAUAAUUCAUAAAGGUCAUGUUAACUGACUGCUAUUAUCUCAUAAACCUGUGUUAACCUCAGACUUUAUUUAUUUUUUUAUCCCAAAACCUUAUUCUUUCCCCAUUAAUUUUCCGAUAGGAAUGGAUGAACGAAACAAGAGAACUAAUUUCCGGUUUGGGAAUACAAAUUGGCGAGCUCUUUGUCGAACGAGUCUAAAGGCACAAGCUGCACGGUGCCAUUUCAUCUGGUGGUCACAUUAGCGAAACACGGCGAUGGAUUUGCAUGACCGGGAGGAGGAAUGGUUGGUCGCCUUAAAUAGUCGAGCUAGAAGCUCAACUCAUGUCUAAUUGUCUUAUCUAAACAGAUUUCGCUUUUCGUCUUUCUCAAUCCCCACAUUGUUUUUUCAAUGAUGGAGGACGACGAUUUAGUGUGCGAGUAUGAUUCAACCUGGGACACAGAGAGUGAUGAUGGAGACGACCCAGGAGAGAACCAAAUGCGUCUUUCAAACCAGGACAGAACUAAAUCGUAUUGGAAAUCAGGUUUAUGGUCAAACAAUUCCUCCAGAAACAUGAGGGCUGCGAAGGACAUGCAGAACUACAGACGAGGGUAUCCUAAUCUAACAGAUGAUGAAUGCUCAGAAGAAAGAAUGUUUAAUUUAAAAUUCUAUCUCAAUGAAUACCCCUCCUCCCCUGAUGACAUUUUAAUCGAGUCAUUUCAUAAAGAAUGGAGGACUGACUAUAAGAGGCUGGAGAGAGUUCACUCCUACAUUCAGUGGUUGUUUCCACUGCGGGAGCCAGGAGUGAACUACAUGGCCUCUGAGCUCACCAAGAAGGAGAUUCAGGCCUUCCGGGAGAGUGAGGAGGCCAAGAACAGGCUGGUAGAGUCCUACGAGCUCAUGCUGCGGUUCUAUGGCAUCCAGCUGGUUAACAAAGACACAGGCGAAGUCAAACGUGCCGACAACUGGAAGGAACGCUUCGCCAACCUUGAACGGAACAUGCACAAUAACCUCCGCAUCACGCGCAUCCUGAAGAGCCUGGGGGAGCUAGGCUUUGAGCAUUACCAGAGCCCACUGGUGCGCUUUUUCCUGGAGGAGACGCUGGUCAAAAAUAACCUGAGUAGCAUCAAGCGCAGCGUGUUUGACUACUUCCUGUUUGCAGUGCGCGACAAGCAGAAGCGCAAAGAGCUGCUGCGCUACGCCUUCCAGCACUUCGAGCCCAAGGACAGGUUUGUGUGGUGCCCCCGAAAGAUCCAGAAACAGCUGGAGAAGGGAAACGGAGAGGGAGCGGAGGAGGGCUGCCCGCGAGCCAAGGCUAGAGGAGGAGAGGCAGGGGGAGCUGAGAAGGAAGAGAAGGAUGUCACGGAGGAGGUGACAGAGACGGCCAAGUUGACUGAUGAAGCAGUGAGUAGUGACCGAGAUAAGCAGGCCGAGGGGUCUUCUAUUGAUCCUCCUGGGCUAGCGGUCUCCUCAAAGGACUCUGAACCGCUGAGAAACAGGAACUGUAAUGAUACUGACAAUGUUGACAUGGACCAUUCAGGCAGCCCUGAGUCUGUUAAAGGAGACCACAGUAUGAAGGAAGGACUCAAAGAGAACAGUCAAGCCAAGGACAGCGUCCAGAACUCAGUCAAUGUCAAGCCAGCGGCAUCUGAAAUGGAGUCUGAGAAGUUGGCGCAACCGACCAAGAAGAAAAGGGAAGGUCACAAGGGCGUGCCUAGCAACAGGCGGGAGGAAGGCAUGGUUGUCCCCAACAACAACCACCACCACCACUACAAUCAGGUGAGCCUGUCCGUGACAUCAUACCACAAAGUCAAGACUGAUGAUCCCAAAAAGGAUUUGCCCAAAAACGAUUCGCCCAAGAAGAAUUUGACCAAAAAGGAUUCCUCCAAAAAGCACUUGCCAUCGGACUCCUCAGAACGAGGUGAAAAACACCCAAGGACUGACUUUAGUGAUGUGACUGAUAACAAAGCAGUGCCAGUGGAUGGGAAGAACACAGAGAAAGCUUUAAAGGGACAGACAAAUGUAAAAGAAGUGAAAAAUGAAGUGGAGGUGAUGGAUGUGGAAUCCACCUACCAGCUAAGUUCAGACCAAGACAUGGGAUCUUCCUGAAGGAAGGAAGGAAGGAAGGAAGGAAGGAAGGAAGGAAGGAAGGAAGGAAGGAAGGAAGGAAGGAAGGAAGGAAUCUGAGGCAGACUAAAGGGACAUAUGUUCACUUGUGUACAUUUAUGGCCAAUCCCAAAAUUGACUCCAUCAGAUAACAUAGGUAUAAGCCAUAUGGUAAAAGCUCCAUAUUACUGUCUAAUACUGUAGGCCAAAUGGAAUUCUCUGCAUAUUGCUUACACUUUUCCAAUCCUCUCAUAAUGGCAUACGUUCUGAUUUCUACAGAAAUUCCUAGGAUGUAGGGUCUGGGUGGUUUCCACUGAUUUUUAACAGUACAUUUUUCAGGCUGUAUUAUAUUUACAUCUACUCUGUGUUCACAUUCGAGUGGGUAUGUUAUUUUUGUUGGUAUGGAUUACUGAAUUUAUUUGUUCACAUGUCUGAAAUUGUGUUGUGAAGGAUUAUGGUAAUGACUGCAAAAUCAGUUCUCCAUGGUUGAUACUGCAAGUAGUUAGGAGCUUUGUACUGAGGAGAUUGAUAAGGAAAGUCUAACAUUGAAAUUGAAAUGAUUAAUUCCAUAUCAUACAGUGAAAUGUUGCUUGCUUGUUACAACUUUAGUUGUUUUGCACAGGGGGGAAAAAUACAUUUGGAAAUCUACUUGUAUCUAGUUUGAUGUAUCAUGUGUCCUUGUUCAGACAACAUUGUUUUAUUUUUUUACUGAAAGCCCAUACUGUGGAAUGGGAACUGUAAUUGUAAUGUCAUUUGUUUAUUUCAAGAAUGUUGCACAAUUAUUAUUUUGAGUGUGAGAGGUAUGAUCUAUAGAUGACUGCCAAAAAAAGAAAAUAACAUUUGACUGGUUGAUUGUAUUGUCUUGGCAGUAUUGGAAUAAUGAGACGUAGCUAUUUGGUAAAACAACUUUUGCCUUGUUGGAUGAUAUGUCAUCAAUAGGAUGUGGGUGUAAUUUCCUUAUGUUCUGGAGCAUAUUUGUAUUGAUUGUUUAUUUUUCUAAUGUAUUAUAUGAUUUGCCAGAUGUCUUUUUACUCAGGAAACCCCUGUGGGAGAUGGUAAACAACAUUUCUUCCAUCUCCGAGGUUAUGUUUGAGAGACAACCACGUUUCCAUCCAGUUUGCAUGCUAGUAAAAAGAAAAAUCAAGACCGCUUUGAUGGAAACAGGAACUUUCGGUGCAGGUUUGUUCGACAUGGUGGCAUCUUUUUUGUCUAAAAUUAAUUAUGCGAGAUAUGGCGGCGGAAACCAUCAUAUCGAAGUAAACUAGGAGACACACCAUCAUAUGCUGUGUGAUCCUCCCACAAUGACUCAGGAAACCAUGCAGUUUGUGAAAUAAUUUAUGAUGAACUUUACAGGGUGGUGAAAGUGCACGUUGAUGAGUUUGAUGGUAAUUUCCAAUAAAUAUAUACUAAUUCUGGUGACAUGAUGAUCGACACUUGACUCCAGUUUGGUGUUUCCAAAGUUGUCAAGAUACAAAAUACAGCCAUUGACGCAUUUUGCAUCAUAUGAUGCUGGGUUUUGCAGCAUUUGAUGCAAAAUGCAUCGUAGUGUAUUUUGACAGUUUCUUUAUGCAGAAUUUUUUAAUAUUCGCAUAAAUCUGUCACCAAUUGGAUGGCAUUUCUUCCAUCUCUAAGAUUGUUUGGGUCAUUUUUGUUUUUCACCCUGGUGAAGAUUUUGUCAUAAAUUCCAUUUUUAAAAUAUUAGGCAAAUUAAUUAACCUAUUAAUUGUACAUGUAUUGAAAUUGUGUAUAAAAAGGGUUGUUAAUGAAAUAUACUCCACGUGGGUGGGGUGAGGGAUGGAAUUUCAGAUUCCUUUGUCCAUGCAACCUCAACUACCCUUUUCCUGUUAAAUAACAAAAUAAAGAUUGCAACUUA